AUGAGCGAUAAGUUCUGCCAUUUUCGGUGCGUCAAGAAGGAGGAGUGCGGCCUUCUUGGAACCGUGGAGAACGCUACCAUUCCGGAUGACAGGUUGAUGCUUUGUCGCCACUGUGCCGUCGAAGGCUGUGCCCGCUGUGUUCCCGGAAGCCCAGGACAGAGCGGCGAAAAGCUGGAACAUUGCCAGCAGUGCAUGCCUGGCUAUGGGCUGACUGCAGAGGGUGAGUGCGAGAUGCACGGCUUAGAAAUCUUCAUCGGUGCUGCUGUGGUGCUGGUGAUCGUGACCAUUCUUGUUGUGGUCUGGUACUGCCUGAUCGCAUCGAAGCCGUGCGUCAAUCCGGAGGGGGUCCAGCAUGGUCUGGAGUGCAGGGAGCGGAUGCGGCUCACGCAGCCGAGGUCCACGGAGCCGUAUCCGCUCUCGACCAACUUGCUUCGUGAAAAUGUAGCUGGUCCUGGCACCAUGGCUUUGUUCCGCUACCAGUUCGCCCUGCUGGUUUGGGCGAGUGGCUUGUUAACGGCUUGGCUGGGCUUCGUGCUCUUCGUCAGCUCGGAUUUGCUCAUACUUGGCAGCAGAGAAGCAGAAAGCCCGCAGAUGCUGUGUGCGGUCAUUGCGUGGGGCCACGCGCGCCAGAUGGAUCUGGUUUGGACAAAGGUGUCCUGGCUGGUGUUUGCCUACCUUUUUUCCUUUGGCGGAGCCGUGUUCUAUGGCAUUCAGCAGACCAAGCUGUUCAAGAGUGUCCACACCGAGCAUGCCACCAUGCAAAGCUUUGCUGCCAAGCUGGAAGGUUUUGCGCCCAUGACCGGUCAAGAGCAGGCCGAGGAAAAGCUCAAGGAGGCGAUCACAGCUGCCAUUGGGAGCGAGCCCGUGGGUGUCUCCGUGGCCUGGGACUUUGCCUCCAAGAGGCACUUGGUAGAGGCUGUCCUCGACCAGGAGUUUGGCGAAGGACACACCGGUCAGCACCAGAGCUCUCCGGAGACCGAGCCGAUCGCAUCUGGUGCCCUCAACAAGGCCGAGGAGUGGGCCACAGACAUCGUGCUUCACGCCUGGCAUGUACAUCUCGAAGAGCAUGCUGUCAAUGCAUCGGAGAUCAAGACCAUGUUGGACGAGAUGUCUUCGACAUCUACAGCAUACGUGAUUUUCUCUUCACAGGAGACACGGUUGCAGGCCGUCCAGACUGCGAGUGACGGCGGCAUCAGGGUGGGAGGACGGCCGUGUUCCUUGACGGAGUGCCAGUAUGCGCCAGAAGGCCUCUUCUGGCAGAACAUGGCUGUCACGCCGGAGCAGAGAAGCGGCAAAAUUGGAAUGGCGAUACUGGCCCUGGUGGCAUCCUGCGCAAUCUGGACUUUCCUGCUGUACAUUCCCUAUGCGUACUACAUGGCUUCCUUCUCUUAUGCGAACGGAGAUGAGCCCGGAGAGUUUUCUGAAGGUCUUUUCAUCUGCCUCGUCGUCGGCUCGCAGCUGGGGCUCUUCGUGGUCAGCUCCAUGGGCGCCAAGCAUGCAUGUUUCCACAGCGAAGACGAGACGCAGAAGGCCUACACUAUGUUUUACAACGCCGCGUUGAUAUUGAAUCUUGUCAUGGACAUCGCUCUGCAGACCUACCUUAGCUACCUUCAGAUGGUGGGAGUUGGCGCUCACACUUCAGAUGGGCGUUUACUUGGCAGCCUAGACAGUUUGCAGCAGAUCUUCGAGUCAUAUCCCAUCCAGAAGUCGGUGGGUAAGCUUCUCUUCGUGUACUGCUGGCCCUGCACGUUCUUCGUACCUUUCUUGGCAGAGCCUCUGGCUGUUCAAUGGUUGCCAAAGCAUUUGGCCCAGUACAUCGUUGGAGCGAACAAGAAGAUUCAAGGAGAGAACGCGGAGAAGGCGCUGGAGCUGGGGGAGAUGGAGCAGGGCCGAUAUGCCGAUUGCAUCUUCAACGUGAUCCUCCUUAGCUGCAUUCCCUUUAUUUCGCCGGCUUACCUCGCCAUGACACUUUCUGCGUUGAUCUUCUCGCAUGGCUACCUUUAUAUUUACGACCAGAUCAAGGUGCUGCGGCUUGUCCGCAAGUUCAACUUCAGCGACCCUGAGGUGCAUUGGCUGGGCAUGCAGCUGUUUGCCAUCCCAUGCAGCAUCUUCGCCGGUGCGUUGGUUUUCAAGGCUAACCAGAUGUCCAGCAAGUCUGGGGUGCUGGGGUCUGGCUACUUCCAGGGUGGUUCCCUGCUCGCUGCAGUCGUCGGAGCCGCGGCGCUUCACUUCGUGCUGCACUUGGCAGUACUGGAGCUGGUAGUCAAGCCCAUGGGCCAGGAGCACCACUUGAAGUCCAAUGCGCUCUAUGCAGCGGCGGCUCGGGAUUGUCCUGCCACAUACCUGUCCACAAAUCCCAUCUUCUGUCUCCGGUCAAAGUACGUAUUGGGCCACAACCCACCGCAGAUGAUGUACUUCCCCGGGAAGGAGCACCUAAUGCAGCCAAAUGAGUCGAUUCCCGCCUACUACCAGGGCCCAUCCAGCAAGUCUUGA
Molecule: messenger RNA, 2493 nt
Organism: Symbiodinium sp. CCMP2592
Lineage: Eukaryota; Dinophyceae; Suessiales; Symbiodiniaceae
Source: the annotation of a GenBank genome assembly